This is a messenger RNA of Durio zibethinus, 411 nucleotides long. Lineage: Eukaryota; Viridiplantae; Streptophyta; Magnoliopsida; Malvales; Malvaceae. The record is from RefSeq and is a predicted model, not a curated record.
AUGGAGUUAGAACGAUGGGACAUAUCACCUGUGCACAAAGGAGUGAUGCGUGGAGGAGCCACGACCUCCCGCUCUAGACAUGGAAGGAUAAUAGAAGGUCAGUGCCAAUUGGGAAAAGAUGGCUCCUCGCGUUACCGAGCUCAGCAGUCCAUGAGAGUGCUUCAGCUUGAGAAUAACCGAGUCCAAUCACUCGAGUUAAGGUUUGAUAAAAGGAAAAUAACCAUGGGGGAUCUAAGCGGUGCUGAUGGAGUGCGUGGCAGAAGGAAGUCAUCAUCCAGAGAACACCGUAAAUUCGUGGGAGUUAGGCAGAGACCAUCAGAGGGAUGGGUGGCUGAGAUUAUGGACUCUUUGCAAAAGGCCAGGCUUUGGCUUGGAACUUUUAAUACUGCCGAGGAUGCAGCUCGAGCUUAA